Molecule: messenger RNA, 922 nt
Organism: Scophthalmus maximus (turbot)
Lineage: Eukaryota; Metazoa; Chordata; Actinopteri; Pleuronectiformes; Scophthalmidae
Gene: mrps12
Product: mitochondrial ribosomal protein S12
Exons: 3
Coding region: 189-620 (143 amino acids)
Biological process (GO): translation
Cellular component (GO): small ribosomal subunit; ribosome
Molecular function (GO): structural constituent of ribosome
Source: RefSeq, a predicted model, not a curated record
CGGAAACACACAUCUCGAUGGAAUAACUUCCGGGUGGGUGUUUGAUGCCGCUCAAUCUGAGCAGCGAAGUGUUCCAUUGAUUCUUUUUUAAUAGAUUUUUUAUUAAAAUGCGAUAAAAAAAAAGCGUCAGGUCCGCUGGUAAGAAGUUCCGGUUCUCUGACGGGGUUUGUCCGGAUCUCUGAGCAGAAAUGUCUUCGCUGUGGAGCCUGAGGCCGCUGCUGACGUCACUGGUUCACGCCUCCCAGCAGUCCUCCAUCUGGACGGGCCCCCUCCUCUCCAGGACCAUGGCCACCCUCAACCAGAUGCACCGGCAGGGGAAACCAAAAGUGCCCGUGAAGGCCGUGGGCGCCACAUUCGGCCGCCCGCAGCUCAAAGCGGUCGUGCUGAAGACCAUGAUCCGAAAGCCCAAGAAGCCCAACUCGGCCAACAGGAAGUGCGCCCGGGUGCGGAUGUCCAACGGCAAGGAGGCGGUGGCGUUCAUCCCCGGGGAGGGUCACAACCUGCAGGAGCACAACGUGGUGCUGGUGCAGGGCGGCCGGACGCAGGACCUGCCAGGGGUCAAACUCACCGUGGUCAGGGGCAAAUACGACUGUGCUCACGUGGUGAAGAAGAAGCAGUGAGGCGGCGGGAGUGUGCUCUCGACUGCUCCUUCUUCCGGGUGGUCACACAGAGUGUGGUCACACAGAGACUCCAAUUGCAGAGAUGAUGCGUUCAUGUCACAUGGGAAUUAUCACACUUAUCACAAUUUGACUUGUAAAUACCACUUGUGUCAACUUGUACAUCAGAAUUAAUUCUUAUUUGAUUUGUGGGAAAAACAAAUAAAGACGCCUCACGUCUGACAAACCCAGAUCUUCCUAGUGCAGUUAUUUUAUUAAUGCAAUGUAUAUGUACAGUAUAUAUUAAACCUUCUCAGUAAAACAUG